UACGCCAGACAGUGCACAUCGCUCUGUACGAGAAUAUUUGUUUUAUUAUUAGGUUUACCUGCAGCAGGGCAAUUUUUCUGCUCUUGCUGUGUUCGAAUAAUCCUUACUCAUGUAUUGAAAAUUGGUUUAAAUUGCAGUGUUGAAUAGUGAACUAUUGUGACAAAACGUAUAUCACGAGUCAUAUACCAUGUUUGAUGUUUUCGGUUCAGUAAAAGGGCUUCUAAAGCUCGACCAAGUAUGCAUCGACAACAAUAUAUUUCGUCUCCAUUACAAAGCAACCGUAGUCAUUUUGAUAGCGUUUUCGCUAUUGGUUACUUCGAGGCAAUAUAUUGGAGAUCCAAUUGAUUGCAUCGUCGAUGAGAUCCCUUUGAACGUAAUGGAUACUUAUUGCUGGAUUUACUCAACUUUCACCAUUCCAAAUCGUUUAACUGGAGUAGCAGGCAAAGACAUAGUUCAGCCCGGUGUGUCUAAUCACGUCGACGGCCAUGAUGAAGUUAAAUAUCAUAAGUACUACCAGUGGGUCUGCUUCGUACUCUUUUUCCAAGCCAUGUUAUUUUAUGUUCCACGCUACCUUUGGAAAACUUGGGAAGCUGGUCGCAUUAAAAUGCUUGUACUGGAUCUUAACAUGCCGGUAGUAAAUGACGAAUGCAAAGAUGAAAGGAAAAAAAUUCUAGUUGAUUACUUUGUGGAAAAUAUAAAUCGGCACAAUUUCUAUGCAAUACGAUUUUUCAUAUGUGAAGUGCUUAACUUCGUCAAUGUUCUUGGUCAAAUUUAUUUCAUGGAUUUCUUCCUUGACGGUGAGUUUUCUACUUAUGGAAGCGAUGUAGUACGUUUUACUGAAAUGGAACCCGAAGAGAGGGGAGAUCCGAUGGCCCGAGUAUUCCCAAAAGUGACGAAAUGUACAUUCCACAAAUAUGGUCCAUCAGGAAGCGUGCAAAAGUUCGAUGGCCUCUGUGUUCUUCCAUUAAACAUCGUAAAUGAAAAAAUUUAUGUAUUUUUGUGGUUCUGGUUUAUCAUUCUAACCAUAUUAUCUGGAGCAUCUAUAUUAUACCGUUUUGCUGUGGUAUUUAUGCCGAAGGUGCGUCUUUACCUGUUGCGAGCAAGAUCUCGACUUUCUGCUCACGAGGAAGUGGAGUUAAUUUCUUCAAAAUGUCACCUGGGCGAUUGGUUCGUUUUAUAUCAACUUGGAAAAAAUAUUGAUCCUCUAAUUUAUAAAGAAAUUAUAUCAGACCUCUCUCUGAAAUUAGAGGGUAAGGAGAUGGUAUAAAAAUUCGAAGAAUAAAAGUGAGUAACGAGUGGUGGUUCAUCGAUCAGGAAUUUAAUAUAUAUGGAGAUCUCUUCAAAAAGCAGCCUAAGAAAAAAGAAGAAAAAAAAAGCAGGAAAACCAACAUGACAGAUGCAUGGAAUUCUAACAGCGAUGAUCAAUAUGGAAACCUUGCAGGAGAAAUUAAGUUUGCCUUAAUAUGUCUUCAUAUAUUGGUAACACCUAUUUUGAAACAGUUAAGCCCAAGUUGGAUGCAACUGCGGUAUAUCUUUUAAGAUCUGUAGUAUUUUUACAUUUCUGAUCAAGGGGCCCUCAACAUACGCAUUCAUAAAUUUCAAUGAAUUUCAUUUAAUUGAACUCGUAACAAGCAUAUCAGUUUUACAUUCCUUUUCAUAAUACAACUUUACCAGGUCUCAAAUUGAUGAAAACUGUGACCGGUUUUUUAUUCAAAAGGUUUCAAGUGUAUAGUAUAAUGAGUGACUGAUCCAGAAAUCAAAUAUUCCGACCUUUUUAAAAACAAAGCACAAUUUACACUUUUAAGUAAUUAUUUCCGCCAAACAUUUCUAAACGAUAAACGUAAUAACGUUUUUGGUUGCCAUUGCCAUUACAUUUAAAGCUCUUAGAACUUGUUGAUAAAAUAAAUUAUGCGUGAAGUUCAAUCGGUGAAAUAUACCUACAAUCAGAUAAACCAGAAUAUAGAUUUGUUUGGCUAAAAUUACAGCGAAAAAUAUCCGUAAUAAUAAAACAAGGCAAUUUAUUAGUUUCAGAAAUUCCUCUAAUUGAAAUUCUUGGCAUAUUCCACCUUUUAUUUGAUACUACUGCUUCAUAACUGGAAUCGUACAAGUCUUCAAAAUAAAACAAUAAAGAUAAUAUCCAUGAUAAUAAGUACACACGGUUAUAUGUGGCACAAUUGAUAAAUCUCAAUCUUUAUUUUAUAGCGGUUUAUUCCAAAUGUUACAAUUCAAACUAAUAAUCACGAAAACUGAUGCAUUUGAUUAGGAAUUUAUUGAAGCGCCAAACAUUCAUUUUUAGAAUGACUGUAUGAUUAGUAAAAAAUAUGUGAUUCAAGUUUAAUAUCAUUAUACAAGACAUUAUGUAAGAAAUUUUGCUUUUACAAACGUUGUCAUGAGAAAUAAGAAAUUUAUGUGCCUUGUGUGAUUCAUACCAUUUAAAAUUCGUAAUAAACUGUAACACUCAUGCUUGCAUAUCUGUCUUAAGUGAACAUGUCACACAAUACACACCUGCUAAAAAACUGAUAGCUAAAAAAUAAAACUUGGAUGAACUGAAAUGUUUUGAUAUUAGUCUAAAAACAUUGACUAAGCGAAGGUGGGACUCGAACCCACAACUCCCAAUCUCCGCUCGACCUAAUAUCAAGAAUUUUUAGUGCAUCCCAUUUUUCACUUUUUGCAUUAAGCAUUUCUCUUCCAAAAAAGAAAAGUAACGCUCGACUGCUAUAGAGUCAAUCAAAAAUAAGAAGAUUUAAACAGAUGGACACAAGAAAGCCUAAAUUAUUGUUUACGAUAUUUCUCUUAUAUAAUGCUAGGGCAAACAAGUUAUAAAGCUUUUACUAUACACGAAAAGUUUUUAGACCAUAUUUUUGGAAGCAUUUUCGAAAUAACGUAUAGUUUUAAAAAUAAACUAAUAAAGAAGAUGGCAAAAUAAAUUUUAUUAGUCUAGUUUCUAGAGCAAACGUAAUGAGUUCCGAAACUAUCACUACAUAUACAGCCUUA
Messenger RNA from Sabethes cyaneus, 2994 nucleotides. Its product is annotated as innexin inx2. The transcript has 2 exons. The record is from RefSeq and is a predicted model, not a curated record. The coding region runs from base 188 to 1267 and encodes 359 amino acids. Gene Ontology annotation, biological process: phototransduction. Gene Ontology annotation, cellular component: plasma membrane; gap junction. Gene Ontology annotation, molecular function: gap junction channel activity. NCBI's taxonomy places the organism in Eukaryota, Metazoa, Arthropoda, Insecta, Diptera, Culicidae.